ACAUGUUAUAUUUUGAACAACUAGCGGCAAAGAAAAUAGGGCCUAGAGUAUUUCAGCUUUUUUUAUUGCAAUGAUUGUCCAUAAAAUGAUUCCUAAAAGACACCAUACAAUCCUUGUCAAGGGCUUCUUCUAUGUACUGUUGGUGCUAAGCCUAAUCUCACACUCCCAGUUCAGCAAUGCUGAGCAUGACUCAGAUGACAUUAGUCACCAUGGCAACCCUGGAGGAGGGGGACAUCUUAACCUGAAGGAGGGAGCUGUUAUGGGGAACUACGAAGCAGGUCAGACACAGGUUAUGAAUAUCCAACGAGACAGCCAUCACCCCAAGUAUGGAAAAUGCUGGGUCAAUGCUUUGCAGACUGUUGCAGCUGGUUGUAAAAGGCUAACAGAUGACGAGCAGAGUCGUAUGGCCUUGACUCUGGCUAACUGUCACUUAGCCAAGGCUGGCUUUGAUACAUAUAAUUGUGAUGAGACAAUGGACAUCAAAGACUGCCUAAACCCGAUGAAAGGAGACAGCAUUUCAUUCAAUGCCUACACUGAGUUCUUCACCCACACACAAGAUAUCUGCUUCUUUCUUCAGAGUCAGGUUUGGCAUGAGCAGACUGAGGAAACUGUUGAGAAGCUUACCCAGAGCUCGGAGGACGUGGCUAUUCAGCUGGAGGUAACAGGAAAGUUACAGGAAAAUAUGAUCAAACAGCAGAAUGAGAGCCUGAAGAACCAGAAAGAAAUCCUUGCCCAGGAAGCAAAGCUCAAUGAAGCAUUAAAGAGCUCAACCAAUAGUAUACAAGAGGUGUUUGCAGAGAUGAAGAGUAGCACUCUAGAGCAGAAAGCUCUGUUUGCAGAAACCUUUGACCGAGUCGCCCAGGUCCAGAGACUAAUGCUAGGAGAGUUCACAUGGUUCAACUCUGUGAUAUACUAUGUGGUCGGCGUCCUACUAGUUUACAUGGUCACAUCCACGUCUCAGACGGCAUCGGCAAGGUUCUCACUCUUCCUGCUGCUUCUUGUUAAUUGGGUUGUUGAGUGGAUCAUGUUCCGCAUCAUGGAUACGAGUGAUCAGACCGUGUUUCACGCCAACAGCUGGUGGUGUCGCAAGAUCUUCUGCUCCCUUGGUCUCCUACUCCUCAUCUACAAAGCCUCCCAGUACAAGGACUACAAUAAGAUCAACCAUGCCAUCCUGCUACAGAUCCAAACUCACAUCCAGCAGCAGCGUCUCAGUGCUUCCAGUAAUUCCCUUACGGUGGCCAAAGGGUUGAUCCAAGGUGUAGUCCAGAGUAGCAGUGCAGCAGCCAUGUCUAUUGCCUCACCAACACAAGUGCCUGCCAUUCAAGACAGAAGAGGCCAAACCUCAAGAUUGGGUAGCAACUCAAGACAUGACAUCACAGGGUUUAGCAGUGAUAGCGAUGCUGAUGUAACCUUUAAUCCUGAAAAUUUGGCUUCUUCAGAAUCACAUUACUCCAGUUCAGAUCAAAGUUUUAUGACUGCAGAAACAGGCAGUAAGAAUGCAAGUAUGAUGGAUCAUCAAGUCUCCAAAACACCUUUACGCGCUCACUUACCGUCAACCUCACAAGGAUCCCAAGCAGAUGACCCAGGAUCAUCAGCUAAACGGAAACGAGGUCGACCAAAGGGAAGUAGAAGCAAGACAUCAAGAGAAGGAACACCCGUGCAUAAUUCAAAUUUUCAGUCUCCAUACAAUCUCCGUCAGCGGGGUCUGCAUCAGUCGCCAAACCCUGUCGUGGACCUUGAAACGACCCUUAUGUUUGCCAAACAUGUGGAAAGCUUGGCCAGCAGGCACUAUGUCAUUCAGAGAAAGUCGACCUCAUCAUUGGAUGAUUCUAGGAACAGGAGAAACAAGAGCCCAGCCAAAUCAAGAAAAGGUCCAGCUUUCUUCUCAUCUGAUGAAGAGCCUUGAAUGAUGAGUAGAAAAGCCUGCAGGUACACAUAUCUGGCACCUGUAUAUACUUCCAUGAUUCCCAAGAUAUUGACUUGCUUCCUCCAUAGGAGAGCCUGCGCCAUUUUUUUUUAUCAGACUGUAUGGUUGGACCUUCCCAUUAUCAACCAUCUUGAUUUUUUAAAGCUUCAUUCAAAUAUUCAUUUACAAAUGUAAAUAUAUGUCGGAUUAAAACGUCAUGUGCAGAUUAAGGACUCUGGUCCGAUGUGUGAAAAUAUCAGCAACAAAGGAUAUAACAAUUUUCAUUUUUCUCAUCAUUAGCACCUCACCUUUUGAACUGACAAAUAAUUUAUGGUAUAUUCUCAUAGUGCAAGCGAAAUACUUCUACUAUGAUGUUAUUUCAUUAGAUAUAUUGUAAUGCUUGUGAUGAUUUAUGGGACAAAGGUCUGAUAAUGAAUAUACUAAAAUCUUCCAAUAUCUGAUUUUUGAAGGGAUCCUGCCAUUAACCCUAAAAGGACCUGGCUAUUUGAGAUGUAUUGAGGACCGGGGUGGGGUGGUGCAUGAUUACCCCCCCCCCCCCCUUCUGAUCUCAGUGCCCGCCGCACCAAAAUUUGGCACACACAUCCAUUUCAACAAAGUUUAAGCAAGUCUUUUUUUUUAUCUCGAACUAAUAUGUACAAAUUUAUUCACGAAAAACAUUUGCAGAUUUAAGUCCAUCCCAACAAUAAUUUGAUGAUUUGAAUAGAAAGAGAAAAUCCAACAAUCAUAACACUGAAAAUUU
Molecule: messenger RNA, 2666 nt
Organism: Lytechinus variegatus (green sea urchin)
Lineage: Eukaryota; Metazoa; Echinodermata; Echinoidea; Temnopleuroida; Toxopneustidae
Exons: 9
Coding region: 71-1906 (611 amino acids)
Source: RefSeq, a predicted model, not a curated record